AUGAUAACUGGUAAACAUAAAAUAUCGUUUUUACAACGUACAAAAAAGAUAACAAAACAACGACAUUCAUCACAUAAUAACAUGCGUCGUUUAUCUAUUGAUAACUUUAAAAGUUUAUUAACGAUUCUACCAAAUUAUAUUAAAAUGUUUAAAAAAAUAUUCGUACGUCGACUGUCAAACAGUAUUCCUAAUCAAAGUGCAAUGAUACGCCAACUGUUAACCAAUACAGCAAUGUUCCAUUUUGUUCGACAUCGUGUUCAACUCGUGUGUAAUUUUUCUGUAUUGAAAAUCGAAGAAGAUUAUUGGAACUAUGUUGCUGAUGUAGCAAUGCCUACUGUACGAUGGUUAUCUCAAACAUCUAAAAAUAUAACGCAUCGAAACUUCAUUAACUGGGAUUAUCCUCGAACAGAAUACAACAUCAGACAUCGACAACGAAUUAUCGAUAAUAAAUUGAAACAAGUAGAGGCCAAUCUUAAGAUUCAUUUACAACAAAGACCUCAUUGUGAAGAACAAGGAAAUGCAACAUCUUUCGAUCAAACAAUGAAUAUGAUUGAUGAAGCACUUACUAUUCUAUUAAUGAAAGAUUUAGAAAAAUAUGUGGAAUAUUUUCAACACAAGAAACUCAUACUGAACUUCGAUCUUAAUGAAGUCUAUCUGGUCAAAUCAUUCUAUGAUUGCAAUCCAACUGAAGAACAGGUUUUGAAUAAUACUUAG
This is a messenger RNA of Rotaria sp. Silwood1, 714 nucleotides long. Lineage: Eukaryota; Metazoa; Rotifera; Eurotatoria; Philodinida; Philodinidae. The record is from the annotation of a GenBank genome assembly.